This is a messenger RNA of Nerophis lumbriciformis (worm pipefish), 9064 nucleotides long. It is a transcript of the gene klhl5, whose product is annotated as kelch-like family member 5. Gene Ontology annotation, molecular function: protein binding. The record is from RefSeq and is a predicted model, not a curated record. NCBI's taxonomy places the organism in Eukaryota, Metazoa, Chordata, Actinopteri, Syngnathiformes, Syngnathidae.
UUCACCCGGAAGUCUCGCUCGCACAGCGCGUGGGGCAAACAGACCAGGGUCGCUUUUGACACUUGGGGGGGCGAAAAAAAGACUUUUAGGUAAACAAAGGAGGGCAGAACAAGCUGCGGAGGACGAACACGGCCCGUGGCGUCGAAGUGUGGCGUUGACUUGAUACCAGCGAUCCCUCGGCGACCAUGAAACCCUUCGCUGGAAGUGCGCGCGGCUCCAAACCGAAGAGCUGACGCCGGAAGUCGAGGCGUGCGAUGAUGCAACAACAUUUGUUCGCCACGCGCCAACCCGCUGCAGCGCAACACUUGACUUCCGCCCGUACUUCCUGUGGCGUCCACACAGAGGGUGACAAAUGGCUCUAUUGGCAGCACGUGGAGACGGCAACGGGGAACCUGGCCAAAUGUGGCUCCUGGUGCAUCUGUUUACAUGCGAGGACAGAGUCACGGUGGCCGUCAGAGAGGCGCGCUCCUCCCGCCGUAGCGUCCGCCUCCCUCCCUGCUAUGUCAAGUGGCGGCUCGAGUUCUUCCUCGCGGAAGGAGUUCGAUGUCAAGCAGAUAUUGAGGAUCCGAUGGCGGUGGUUCGGUCACCCCGCCGCCCCUCCGCCUCACUCCCCGCCGCUAAGAGACUACUUCCCCGGCAGGAGAGCGGUCGGCAACUCCUCGGAGGGACCUUCGUUUAGCGGCGGGGAAAGCUCGGACCCCGCCGGCGUCAACUGUCACAUCAGCGGGUUGGUGACGAGCGGCAGUGCCGGGUUUAACGACAGAAAGUUUGUGGAUAUACCGGAGAGUCGGGGCGGCUCCUGCCCUCGCUCGGCCAGCCAGCCGGAGUGCAGAAGCUCCACGGCGGCGUGGGUGUCUCCACCGCCACGUCGCCACACUCGCCCGGUGUCGAACAUGGAGCCUUCCGACGAGGCCCCCGUCCGCCAAGUGGCACCCGAGCCGUCUGCUCAUGUUGGCGGACCCGCUGAGGCAGUAGCAGCGAGCGCGGAGGGGAACCACAACCACAACCCGGACACUGACUCCAGCUCCUGCAGGACGUCCAACAGCAACGCCACACUGUCCUCGUGCGUGUCUUUGGAGCCGUGUGCCUGUCCCGAGGAGGGCACGUUCGCCACUCUGUCCCACGCCGACCUCACCUUUCGCAAGAUGGAGGGCUACUUGAGAAGCCGGCAGCUCUGUGAUGUCACACUAGUGGCCGGGGACAGACGGAUACCUGCACACAGGCUGGUACUCUCAUCUGUGUCGGACUACUUCGCGGCCAUGUUCACCAGCGAUGUGCGGGAAGCCAAGCAGGACGAGGUGAAGAUAGAGGGCGUCGACCCCGAUGCAUUGUGGGUCCUGGUUCAAUAUGCGUACACAGGUCGUCUGGAGUUGAGGGAGGACACCAUUGAGUAUCUGCUGUCAGCCUCUUGUCUGCUGCAGUUGUCCUCUGUGGUCCAGGCCUGCAGUUCCUUCCUGGUGAAGCAGCUCCAUCCUUCCAACUGCUUGGGCAUCCACUCCUACGCUGACGCUCAGGGCUGCCAUGACCUGCAGAGGGCCGCUCACAACUACACCAUGGAACAUUUUCUGGAGGUGGUUGCAGGACAAGAGUUCUUGCUUCUUCCCUCGGACGAAAUGGAGCAGCUGCUCAAGUCCGAUGACAUCAACGUUCCCGAUGAGGAGACCGUAGUGACCUCUCUGCUAUCCUGGGUGCUUCACGACGCCGACGCUCGCCGGCGCCACCUGCCGCUGCUUCUCGCUCACGUCCGCCUACCACUGCUGCAACCACAGUUCUUGGCGGACUUGGAGACCAGCCCCCUCCUGCGAGACAGCGUGGACUGCCAGCGACUGCUGAUGGAGGGAAUGAAGUACCACCUCUUGCCCCAGCGUCGGCCCCUGCUGCAGGGCCCGCGCACCCGGCCCCGGAAGGCCACCGUCGGGGCCAUGUUUGCCGUCGGCGGAAUGGACGCCACAAAAGGUGCCACCAGUAUCGAGCAGUACUCCCUGCGGCGGGACAAGUGGAAGCAGGUGGCGACCAUGAGCGGUCGGAGGCUUCAGUUUGGCGUCGCCGUCCUGGACGGCCGCAUCUAUGUGGUCGGGGGCCGAGAUGGACUGAAGACCCUCAACACGGUGGAGUGUUACAACCCUCAGAGCAAGACCUGGAGCGUCAUGCCACCCAUGUCCACACACAGACAUGGCCUCGGUGUAGCCGUCCUGGAGGGGCCCAUGUACGCAGUCGGAGGCCACGACGGUUGGAGCUACCUCAGCACAGUGGAAAGGUGGGAUCCUCAAGCUCGCCAGUGGAGCUUUGUUGCCAGCAUGGCCACGCCCAGAAGCACAGUGGGAGUGGCAGUACUCAACGGCAAGUUGUACGCAGUUGGCGGUCGUGAUGGCUCCUCCUGCCUGCGCUCAGUGGAGUGUUUUGACCCUCACACCAACAGGUGGAUCGCUUGUGCACCCAUGGCGAAACGGCGCGGAGGUGUGGGCGUGGCCACCUGGCACGGCUUCCUGUAUGCCAUUGGCGGUCACGAUGCCCCUGCCUCGUCUCUGGCCUCGCGUUUAAGUGACUGCGUGGAGAGGUAUGACCCUCAGACGGAUGUGUGGACAGCAGUGGCCUCCAUGAGUGUCAGCCGAGACGCAGUGGGUGUUUGUCUCCUUGGCGACCGUCUCUACGCUGUGGGCGGUUACGAUGGACUGGUGUAUCUCAGCACAGUGGAGAGCUAUGACCCUCAGACUAAUGAGUGGACACAGGUGGCGCCUCUGUGUCUGGGUCGGGCCGGAGCGUGCGUGGUGGUGGUCACCUGCAACCACAGCACACCUGCAACCACGCCCCCCAACCAAGCCAGCAUUCAGCCGGCAUUGAUUUCGGCAUGACACGCACUUUUGUCCCCUGCAGAGGGGGGAAGUACGCGCAAAUAGCGGUGGUAAGGACUGUGGUUUGUAGCGCUGUCACGCUCAUGUCUUCAUGAUUAUUUCAUGCAGCAACAGCUUACCCACGGACAUGAAAAAGACGCUUGACAUAAUCAGCACGACCCGAAGGAAUCCCUCAGCUCACCUCCGUAUUGUUGCCAAGUAUCGUGACUGAGGUGGUUGCACUUUGCAGGUUCCAGUCUGGUAUUCCUGGGAACACAAACCAGGUGUUGGCCGGUGUGAGACACAGCAAGGCCACCCGUGUUGCCUUCAGGGUGCUCUCCACUCCACACCGACACAGCUGGAGGCAGCAGAGAUGAAAGACCAGGACCAAAACACAAGUCGUGGAGACGUGCCAAGUAUCAAUCAGGUCGUGAAAUGUUUGUUAACCUAAAUCUUUCGGGGUUUUUUUCUGUCACAUAAUCCUAAUUAGGGUCUCCCAUUCAAUCACAAAAUUCAAAUAUGUAUAUUUUUUUGGGGGGGGUUAUCAUGCUGUAGGGAUGAUGUUUGAUAAGAAAUUAUCGAGUUCGAGCCCAUUAUCGAAUCCUCUUAUCGAACCGAUUCCUUAUCAAUUCUCUUAUCGAAUCCAGAUAGGUUGUUGUAUAUGGAAAAAAACACACAAUAUUUGGUUUAACAAAAGCUCACUUUUAUUAUAUAAAAAAAAAUUAAAUUAAAUAGAUAAAUAAAUAUUGACUGUUACCCCCCCCCUAAAAAAAUAAAAAAUAAAAAUAUUGAUUGUUGUUACCCAAAGUAUAUUAAGUGGGAUUUUUCAGAAAAACAAAUAUAUACAGUAACACAAAAACAACCUGUCUCUGUGAUCACUAUAGGUCAGGGGUCGGCAACCCGCGGCUGCGGAGCCGCAUGCGGCUCUUUGAUCACUCUGAUGCGGCUCAGCAGCUUACUUGCUGAACCCACUCAAUUUUCCCGUGAAACUUCCGGAUUUCAGUGCCUCUCGCAGAAAACUCCCGGGAUUAAUAUUCACCGAUUUUCACCCUUACGGCUAUAAUAAGGGCGUAACAUGAUGGUACAACAUUUGGCGCCCCCUACAAUCUGUAUUAACAGCGUGCCAGCCUAUCACUUUAUUACAAUAUACAUCUUCUGCUUGCACACGUACGUGACAGCAAUGCAUACUUGGUCAACAGCCACACAGGUUACACUGACGGUGGUCAUAUAAAUUAACUUUAACACUCUUACUAAUAAUGCACCACACUUUGAACCAAAACCAAACAAGAAUGACAAACACAUUUCGGGAGAACAUCUGCACCUUAACACAACAUAAACACAACAGAACAAACACCCAGAAUCCCAUGCAGCCCUGACCCCCCCCCCCCCCACUUGCUGCUUGUGUGACAUCACAACACUACGUCAUUUCCUGUGAUGUCCCACAGGGCAUUUCUUGUGGGACGGGAUUCGAAUAAAGAACCAACUCUUUUUCUUUACUAUAGUGGCCUCGAUGACGGGAACCGGUUCUCAAAAAGGGAUUCGAGUCCAUGGAAUCGGUUCUUUUCUUAUCGAACGGUUCUUUUCUUAUCGAACAACCGGGAGAACCGGUUUUGAACAUCAUCCCUAUCAUGCUGUGACUUUACUGUGUGAAAUGGUAACUUUUUUUUCUUGCCAAAACAACAGGACAAAAAACAAAGUCGUUUUUUGAACUGGGGAAAUUCCCGGUUUUCCCGAAAUUCCUGGAAUUCCUUAAUGCCAUUUCUCAAUUAAAAAUGUUACUACUUCAACAUUUCUCGACGGAUUUGAAAAAUUCCAAUAACAAACAUUUCCACUCACUCACAACAUUCAAGUCUUCUAAUAUUUUCCAAAAAUUUCCCGAAAUUCCCAAAUUUCCAGGACAUUCUUAAAAGUUCCACAACUCUCACAUUUUUCAUCUGAUUCAAACUGUUCCAACUUCAAAAUAUUCCACUCAUCCUGCACAUUAAAACUAUCAUUUUUGCCAGGUUAAAAAAAAUUCCAGGAAUUCCCAGAAUUCUCUUCUUUUUCAAACCCUUUAGUGACCCUUUUUUCUGACGACUACUCCUUCCACAUUUUUCAACCCACUUCAACCGUUCCACUGUCAAAACAUUCCUCUUAAUCAGGACAAAAGCAAAGUGUUUUUUGAACUGGAAAAAUUCCCGGUUUUCCCGAAAUUCCUGGUAUUCCUUAAUACCAUUUCUCAAUUAAAAAUGUUACUACUUCAACCUUUCUCGACGGAUUUGAAAAAUUCCAAAAACAAACAUUUCAACUCAUUCACAACAUUCGAGUCUUCUAAUAUUUUCCAAAAAUGUCCCGAAAUUUCCAGGAAAUUCCCAUUGAAAUGAAUGGGACAUUCUUCAAAGUUCCACAACUCCCACAUUUUUCAUCUGAUUCAAACUGUUCCAACUUCAAAAUAUUCCACUCAUCCUGCAAAUUCAAAUGAUCAUUUUUGCCAGGUUAAAAAAAAUUCCAGGAAUUCCCAGAAUUCUCUUUUUUUUCAAACCCUUUAGUGACCCUUUUUUCUGAUGACUACUCCUUCCACAUUUUUCAACCCACUUCAACCGUUCCACCGUCAAAACAUUCCUCUUAAUCAGGACAAAAAACUAAGUUGUUUUUUGAACUGGGAAAAUUCCCGGUUUUCCCCAAAUUUAUGGAAUUCCUUAAUGCCAUUUGUCAAUUAAAAAUGUUACUACUUCAACAUUUCUCGACCGAUUUGAAAAAAAUCCAAAAACAAACAUUUCAACUCAUUCACAAAAUUCAAGUAUUUGAAGAUUUUCCAAAAAAUUCCCGCUUUUCCCGAAAUUCCCAAAUUUCCAGGAAAUUCCCAUUGAAAUGAAUGGGACAUUUUUCAAAGUUCUACAAUUCCCACAUUUUUCAUCCGAUUCAAACCAUUCCACCUUCAACAUAUUCCACUCAUCCUGCAAAUUCAAACUAUCAUUUUUGCCAAGUUGAAAAAAACUCCAGGAAUUCCCUUUUUUUCCAAACCCUUUUGUGACCCAUUUUUCUGGUGACUACUCCUUCCACAUUUUUCAACCAUUCCACCGUCAAAACAUUCCUCUUAACAUUUAAACUAUCAUUUUUCCAAGUUCAAAAAAAUUCCAGGAAUUCCCAGAAUUCCCUUUUUUUCAAACCCUUUUGUGACCCAUUUUUCUGGUGAUUACUCCUUCCACAUUUUUCAACCAUUCCACCGUCAAACAUGCUUCUUAACAUUCAAACUAUAAUUUUUCCAAGUUCAAAAAAAUUCCAGGAAUUCCCAGAAUCCCUUUUUUUUCAAACCAUUUAGUGACCCUUUUUUCUGGCGACUACUAGUUCCACAUUUUUCAACCCACUUCAACCGUUCCACCGUCAAAACAUUCCUCUUAAUCAGGACAAAAACAAAGUGUUUUUUUGAACUGGAAAAAUUCCCGGUUUUCCCGAUAUUUCUGGAAUUCCUUAAUUCCAUUUCUCAAAUAAAUUGUUACUACUUCAACAUUUCUCGACCGAUUUGAACAAUUCCUAAAACAAACAUUUCAACUCAUUCACAGCAUUCAAGUCUUUUAAGAUUUUCCCAAAAAAUCCCACUUUUCCCUAAAUUCCGAAAUUUCCAGGAAAUUCCCAUUGAAAUGAAUGGGACAUUUUUCAAAGUUCCACAAUUUACACAUUUUUUAUCCGAUUCAAACCGUUCCAAAUCCAACAUUUUCAGCCUGUUCAAAAUUAUGUGCUCCUCAUCAACAAUUAAAAAAAUAUUCCCGGAUUUCCAAGAAUUCACACUUUUCAGGGACAUUUUCCCCAUUCUAAAUGUCCAUUUUUUAAACUUCCACAAUUCCCAAAUGUUUCAACCAAUUCAAACCAUUUCAACAUCAACACAUUCCACUCAUCCAACUAACAUUUUCCCAAGUUCCAAACCAAAUUCCGUUUUUCCUGGAAAUUUCAACUCUUCAACAUUCCAACUAUUCUUACAUUCACACUACAUUCUGUCAGCAUUGGAGCAUUCACACACAAUUCCUUCAACAACUACGACUUUAUUCAAAUAAAAUAGCAGCUUUUUUAAUCAUAAUACAACUACUUUUUUUUCUUCAUUAAAUGAAAAUAUAUAUAUAUUAUGAUUUAAUCAAUUUAAUUUAAAUAUCUCAUUAAAUUGCGAUUUUAUUCCCAUGAAAUAAGAUAUUUCUGUGAUAUUAUGACCUUAUUCUAAUUAAGUUAUAGCUUUUUAAAAAACAUAUUAUCAUAAAACUAUUUUAUUAUUACAACUUCAUUUAAGUCAUACCACCAUUCUGAAUUCAUUCUUAAAAAAUAAAAAAAUUUCCACUAAUACUUCAGUUUCGUAAUCAAAUUACACGUUUUCUCCUCAUAAAGACUACUUUAUUUUUGGUAUUAGUUUUUCUCGUAGUAUAGCUAGUAUUUGCAUUUUGCAUAAUGUAAUGUGCAAUAUUAAUAUUACUAUCUCACAAUAUGAAACAUUUUGUCUAAUUGUUACCUUUUUUUUUUUUUUUGCUCUAUAGGCUUUUACUCUAAUGAAAUGUGUUCACAUAAUAUGAUUUCAUUUUAAUAUUUUCCCUUUUUUUUUCAUGACACUACAUUUUUCAGUCGCAACUUUUUUCUUUCAACAAGAUUUAACUUAAGAUUUUCAAAUUCUUCAACUUUUCUCAUGACAGCUUAUUUUUUUCUCUAAUUUCGCAGCCAUACACCUUACAGUCAUUCAACUUGGUAUUUGAAACAUGCUAAUAACUAUGCACGUUUACGUUAGCAUUUUAGCAUGCUAACAUUAAAGUGCUAUUUUUCUUUAGCUAAUUUUGCAACGUUUACCAUAGUCACAUAACUUGGCAUGUGACACCUGUUAACUGCUAGCAUGCUAAUGUUAGCAUGCUAACAUUAAAGUGCUAACUUUCUUAGCUAAUUAUUCUCUUUCUUUUCGUUAAUUCCCCAGCCAUACACCUUAGAGUCAUAUAACUUGGUAUGUGCCACAAGCUAACUCUUAGCAUGCUUGCUAAUAUGCUAACAUUAGCAUGCUACCUUUUUGAGCUAGUUUUGCAACCUUUAACACCAGAGCCAUAUAACUUGGUACGUGACAUUUGUUAACUGUUAGCAUGCAGACGAUAGCAUGCUGGCAAGCUAACUUAAGCAUGCUAAGUUUUUCAUCUAUUUUUACACUUUUUUUCUCUAUUUUCGCAGCCACACAUCUUUGAGUGAUUUAACUUGGUAUGUGAAACAUGCUGACUGUUAUCAUGCUAACGUUUGCACACAUGCUAAGUGUUAGCUUUUUCAUGUGCGCAUGCUAACAUUUUAGGCUAGCUCUGUAGCUCAUUGAGCAUGGCGGCUUUCAAUUUACUACUUUAAAAAAAUGAGUUGUUAUAAACUUACGUUUUUGUACUAAUACUAUUUUUCACAAAUUAUUGAUACUUAUAAUACAACUAUAAUAUAAUAAUAUUACAACUACCAUUAAGUUAUUUCUUGUACACUAUAAUUUUAUCUGAAAGAAAUGACUAAAAACAUAGUUUUUUUUGUAAUAUUUUUUAUUUUACUCAAAACUUUUUCUCCCAAUAUAACAGCUUUUUUUUUUUUAAAUAAAAUGAAACGAUUGUAAAUGCAUCAGGGUAGCGAUACAUGUUCUACUUGUUUAAAUGGGUCUAUUUGAUUGCUCAGUAGCGCCCCCUCAUAAACAUGCCAGGCGUGUUUGUGUUACUACAGCGGAGGUGAGUUGUGGAGUUUAAUGCACUUUUCUGUUUAGCUAAUUAGCCACAAUGCUAAUGUGACUCGCUGUCGUUUACAGUGUGUCGAUAUGAGCUAAAGUGUGCUGACCGGUACAUAUCCUGUACAUAUUCAGGUAAAUGCUCAUUAUCUUGACUAUAUUUGUAUAUCGGGUGUUGUUGAUAUGACCGGUUUAUGGUGUGUGGAUCGGAGCCAAACUGUUGUGACCAGUUCAUAGUCUGUCCCUAUUCAUGAUUAUACGGUGUCCGGUCCACCCCACAAACCAUUAAAUUCUCUUUCAACGGAGUCCAGGACAUUUUGCUUUAAUCAAACGUGUUUUGUUUGUGCUCAUUGCAGGUUUGUGUAGUGUUUUUCAUUGUGGCCAUAAUACUCCGGUAAGAGGUAGCGUGACAAAAAAAUAGUAAUAUUGACAAACCAAACGCGUUUUCUUUUCUGUGUCUGUGUAUAUGUAUUCUUAUACAAACAUAUAAAUGUUACACCCUUGAGUAUGUCAUUGUACUAUUGCUUUUGUACCGUCAAAUAAACAA